AUGAUCUACGCAAGGAAUCUUGGCAUCACUUGGUCGGACAACAGCGAGUAUUGGUCAUUGCAAUCUCUCCAGUACGGAGCAUCAUGCGUUGAAGCUGCUGUGCUUAGAAACGUUUGUUGGUUAGACGUGAAUGGAACCUUCGACACGAGAGUACUAACUCCAGGGACGAGGUACGAGGUUGUGUACGUGGUGAAGUUAGAAGAUACAGCUUCUGGAUGGGAGACACCAGUGAACCUAAAGCUGACCUUGCCCUGCAAUAGGGCGCAAGAGCGGAGUGUGAGGUUGAACGUGUAUAUAGGGAGAAGCUGGGUAGCCAUACCAGCCGGUGAGUUCAUAACGACGCCGCAGAAUGCCGGACAGAUCAGUUUCUCCAUGUAUGAGACUGCAUCCAACUCUUGGAAGAAAGGGCUCAUUGUAAAAGGUGUUGAGAUUCGUCCCAAAAAUUAA
Microthlaspi erraticum is the source of this 447-nucleotide messenger RNA. The record is from the annotation of a GenBank genome assembly. Lineage: Eukaryota; Viridiplantae; Streptophyta; Magnoliopsida; Brassicales; Brassicaceae.